AUGGCUGUAAAAGGCUUCCCACAGCUCACCAUCUUCCCCCUUCUGCUCAUUUCAUUGCUCCUCCCCUCUUCCCAUGGGGGCACCAUCUCCAUCUAUUGGGGUCAGAAUGGAACCGAAGGCAGCUUGGCGGAGACCUGUGCCUCCGGCAACUAUGGCAUUGUCAACAUAGCUUUUUUAUACAAAUUUGGCAGUGGUCAAACUCCAGCCCUCAACCUCGCCAGCCACUGUGACCCAGACGCCGGUAGCUGUACUGGCUUGAGCAACGAGAUCAAAGCCUGUCAAGCUAGCGGGAUCAAGGUGUUGCUCUCCAUCGGUGGCGGUGGCACAUACAACCUCAGCUCGACCGAGGACGCCCAGAGCGUAGCAAACUACUUGUGGAACAACUUUCUCAGCGGCAACACGGGCGAUGGGCCGCUGGGCGAUGCUGUGUUGGACGGGAUUGACUUCUUCAUCGAGGGCGGCAGCCCCGACCACUAUGAUGACCUAGCUAGGGAUUUAUCAGCUUUCAACCAAGGAAAGAAGGUUUACUUGGCCGCAACCCCAGAGUGCCCAUUCCCAGACUACUGGCUACAUGGUGCACUUUCCACCGGCCUCUUCAACUACGUCCAGAUCCAAUUCUACAACAACCCUACCUGCGAGUACGCAAACAAUAGUACCGAAAAUCUCUUGUACAAUUGGAACCACUACUGGACAACCAUUCAAGCUGAGCAACUGUUUCUGGGGCUGCCGGCAGCUCCGGAAGCUGUCUACAGUGGCGGUUAUAUUGAACCUGACGUGCUGGUGUCUGAUGUCCUUCCGUAUAUUAACGGUUCUUCUAAGUAUGGAGGUGUGAUGCUUUGGAACAAAGCCUAUGAUAACGGGUAUAGCUCGGCUAUCAAAUGCUGUGUUUGA
Molecule: messenger RNA, 891 nt
Organism: Diospyros lotus (date-plum)
Lineage: Eukaryota; Viridiplantae; Streptophyta; Magnoliopsida; Ericales; Ebenaceae
Product: acidic endochitinase-like
Exons: 2
Coding region: 1-891 (296 amino acids)
Biological process (GO): carbohydrate metabolic process
Cellular component (GO): extracellular region
Molecular function (GO): chitinase activity
Source: RefSeq, a predicted model, not a curated record